AUGGUAUAGAGGGUUAUGUUGGUAUUGAAACUUAAUUCAAACAAGGUAGUACGAUAUAUUCCUCUGAAUAUAAAGAUAGAAGUGGACGCGCGAAUCGAAAACACAAAAAUGAAGUCGGGAAUCAGGAGCGGAGCCUGGGGUGGAAGAAACAUGCAGCUGAUAGGGACGUUCUUGAGUUUCGCGUCAAGAGGGGAUAGAGUAGGCCUAAACCAGAUGUUGAGGCAGGGUAUUUCUCCCAAUGUGCAGGACUAUGAUAAACGAACUGCUCUCCAUCUUGCUGCUAGUGAAGGACACGCCUCCAUUGUUGAGCUUCUUCUGGCUUACAAGGCUGAUGUUAAUCUCAGUGAUAGAUGGCGACGCACUCCCUUGACAGAUGCGAAAUUGUAUGGGCAUCGUGACAUAUGCAGGAUCCUUGAGGUUUAUGGUGGCAAGGAUUCCAACAGCGAUCAUCCUUUGACUGUUCGGCGUGAAGAGGAUUCAAUUGAAGUGAACAUUGACAUAUCUGAACUGAACUUGCAGCACUCAUCAAUGAUUGAGCAGGGUUUAUUUGGGGAGUCGGAAAAGGUCAAAUGGCGUGGAACAUGGGUGGUCAAAACAGUAAUCAAAAGGGUGUUCUCUGCAAAGGUCAAUACUUUGCUGCGGGAACUUCGACAUCCAAAUAUUCUACAGUUUCUUGGAUCAAUUGUACAUGGAGACGAAAUGAUCUUGAUCACUGAGUAUUUGCCAAAAGGGAAUUUGCAAGAUAUUUUGAGAAAGCGCCUUGACCACCCAACUGCUUUGCGCUAUGCACUUGACAUUGCUAGGGGAAUGAAUUACCUCCAUCGGCACAAGCCUUUGCCUAUAGUUCACAAUAACUUGCAUCCAAAGAACUUGUUACUAGAUGAAGGUGGCCACUUGAAGAUUGGCGAAUAUUGGGUUCAAAUAUUGGAUAACCGGAUAUAUGCAAAUCAAGACUCUUGCCAAUUAAACAACGGAUGUAACUUUAUCAGCCAUUUGUCUCAUGACAUUAGCAAAGAUAUUUAUUCAUUUGGUCUCAUCUUUUAUCAGAUGCUUCAAGGAAGACAAAUAACUGACAGGAACUCUGAUUUGGAGAAAAAGUUGUAUACAGGUCGAUACCCCAGCAGAAUUCUUCAGUUAAUAGAGGACUGCACCAGCACAGUUCCUUCUACGAGACCAUCAUUUGCUACUGUAAUAGAAAUCCUAGAAGAAGUCUCUUUAUUAUCAAGAAAAGCAGGUUGUCCGCCGUGUAACAAAGCAAAAGCCCCAAGUAAAGAAAUUUGCUUAGUAUUAAAUAAGUCAGUGAAGAACACUUCUGAUUCUGGUUCAUGAAUCUAAUGAAAAGUUUAUGAG
Nicotiana tabacum (common tobacco) is the source of this 1350-nucleotide messenger RNA. RefSeq names its product serine/threonine-protein kinase 12-like. Lineage: Eukaryota; Viridiplantae; Streptophyta; Magnoliopsida; Solanales; Solanaceae. Gene Ontology annotation, biological process: protein phosphorylation. The record is from RefSeq and is a predicted model, not a curated record. Gene Ontology annotation, molecular function: ATP binding; protein binding; protein serine/threonine kinase activity.